AUGUUUAGGAACGGUGAUUACUGCACUUCAAAUCCUCCAGAGGUCCGCAAGGCCCUGAGAACCUACGGCUUGACCCCCCCAACCACCGAGAGCCAUGAGGUCCAGGCCAGGAGAUGUCUUCAGCUCCUCAAGAUGAAGCCCACGAAUCUGGAGAAGUUCCAAUACCUGGUCCACCUCAAGGCCACCAACGUCCAUCUCUUUUACCGUCUGCUUGCCGACAACAUCAAGCAACUGACUCCACUCAUCUACACCCCCACCGUCGGCGAGGCCUGCCAACGAUGGCACGAGAUCUUCACCCAGCCCGAGGGCAUGUACCUUUCCUACCACGACCGUGGCCACAUUCGUGAAAUCCUCGACAACUGGCCUCAUCAGGUCCAGAUCACCGUCCUCACAGAUGGCUCACGCAUUCUCGGACUGGGCGACCUGGGCGUGAAUGGCAUGGGAAUUCCCGUCGGCAAGCUGGCCCUGUACACUGCAUGUGCAGGAAUCAGGCCAGAUGCGACGCUCCCCCUGACCAUUGACCUCGGCACCAGCAACGAGAAGCUGCGGAAUGACCCACUCUACUUUGGCUCCAGAACACCAAAGGUGUCUCCUGAGCAGGAAAUCGAGUUCCUCGAUGAGCUCAUGGAAGCUCUCACGGACAAGUGGCCUGGCAUCGUGAUCCAGUUCGAAGACUUCAAGAACCCCUUCCCCUCCCUCGCGAGAUACAAGGACACCUAUACCAUGUUUAACGAUGAUGUCCAAGGCACGGGCGCCGUCGUCACCGCUGGCAUCAUCAACGCUGUGCGCCAUUCUGGCGUCCCCGCCAAGGACCACAGGGCCGUCUUCUACGGAGCCGGCAGCGCCGGAGUGGGUGUUGCCAAGCAGAUAGUCGAAUACUUUAUAAAAGAGGGUCUGACGGAAGAGGAAGCCAAGCGCAAGUUCUGGUUCGUCGACUCGCAAGGCCUUGUCACCAAGGAUCGUGGUGACAGGCUCGCCGAGCACAAGGUCUACUUUGCCCGCGACGACAACAAGGGCCGCCAGUACCAGUCUCUGGCGCGUAUCAUCGAUUUGGUGAGACCGACGAUUCUCAUGGGGCUGUCUACCAGUGGCGGUGCCUUCACUCCUCAGAUCCUCACGAGGAUGGGCGAGCUGAAUGACAAGCCCAUCAUUUUCCCUCUGUCCAACCCCUUGACCGCAUCCGAGUGCACCUUUGAGGAUGCGGUCCGGAGCACCGAAGGCCGUUGCCUCUUCGCCUCGGGUUCACCGAUGGAUUCGAUUGAGUACGGCGGUAAGCUCCUUACUCCGGGCCAAGGUAACAACAUGUACGUGUUCCCUGGCAUUGGUCUGGGUGCCAUCAUCUCCAAGGCCACGUCCGUCACCCAGGAUAUGAUCUAUGCGUCAGCCGAAUCCCUGGCCACCUCGCUCAACGAGCAGGAGAAGGCGGAUGGCUGGCUGUAUCCUGCAAUCAACCGCAUCCGUGAGGUGUCCGUUACCGUGACCCGCGGCGUUAUCCGGGCCGCGCAGAAGAAUGGCGUUGAUCGCGCCACCGAACUCAGGGCGUACUCCGAUGAAGAGCUGGACGACUACAUCAAGAAGCGCAUGUACGACCCGUUUGACGCACAUAAGCACCUCAGGGAGGAGGUGUCGCAGCUUCUCGCCAAUGCCUCCGGCCACCCCAGCGGUCGCGUUAACGGCGUGGCUGCCAAGAUUAAUGGUCUUGUGCACGGCGUCAACGCUGCUCACUUGUGA
Molecule: messenger RNA, 1731 nt
Organism: Westerdykella ornata
Lineage: Eukaryota; Fungi; Ascomycota; Dothideomycetes; Pleosporales; Sporormiaceae
Exons: 4
Coding region: 1-1731 (576 amino acids)
Biological process (GO): pyruvate metabolic process; malate metabolic process
Cellular component (GO): mitochondrion
Molecular function (GO): malate dehydrogenase (decarboxylating) (NAD+) activity; NAD binding
Source: RefSeq, a predicted model, not a curated record